Messenger RNA from Seriola dumerili (greater amberjack), 1189 nucleotides. RefSeq names its product secretory carrier-associated membrane protein 1-like. Gene Ontology annotation, cellular component: recycling endosome membrane; trans-Golgi network membrane. Gene Ontology annotation, biological process: protein transport. The record is from RefSeq and is a predicted model, not a curated record. The coding region runs from base 106 to 1137 and encodes 343 amino acids. The transcript is spliced from 9 exons. Lineage: Eukaryota; Metazoa; Chordata; Actinopteri; Carangiformes; Carangidae.
AGACUGCAGGCAGCAGAGAGAGGCAGUCAAAUCAAGGGACCGAACCUUCCCUGGAGAAUCAGGGAGCUCUUUCAGCUAGUAAACUGUUAUUAGAAAGGCUACACAAUGUCCGAUUUUGACAGCAACCCAUUCGCAGACCCGGACUUCAGCAACCCCUUUCAGGAUCCUUCGGUGACGCAGGUGACCCGGUCUGCCCCUCCUGGUGGUCUGGAGGAGUAUAACCCCUUCACAGACGCCAGAACGGCAGCCCCCGGAAAUGCCCCCAAAUCUACUCCUGCCCCUUCCCAGAACACACAACCUGCCAUCAUGAAGCCCACAGAAGAGCCGCCGGCUUAUUCACAGCAACAGACUCAGGACCAAGCACGUGCUCAGGCUGAGUUGUUGAGAAGGCAGGAGGAGUUGGAGAAGAAAGCAGCAGAGCUUGAUCGUCGGGAGAGAGAGUUACAGUCCCACGGAGCCGCGGGAGGGCGUAAGAACAACUGGCCUCCACUGCCAGAGAAGUUCCCCGUUGGCCCUUGUUUCUACCAUGACAUUGCAGUGGACAUUCCUGUAGAGUUCCAGAAGACGGUCAAGAUCAUGUACAACCUUUGGAUGUUUCAUGCAGGCACGCUCUUUGUGAACAUGUUUGGCUGCCUGGCCUGGUUCUGUGUGGAUGCAACUCGUGGUGUAGAUUUUGGCCUGGCCAUGCUAUGGUUUCUGCUGUUCACCCCCUGUUCUUUUGUCUGCUGGUACAGACCGCUCUACGGGGCUUUCAGGAGUGACAGUUCAUUCCGCUUCUUUGUCUUCUUCUUCGUCUAUAUCUGUCAGUUCGGAGUUCAUGUUCUACAAACUAUUGGCAUCACUGGUUGGGGAACGUGUGGCUGGAUCGCAGCUUUAACUGGCCUGAACACCAGUAUCCCAGUGGGCAUCAUCAUGUUACUGAUUGCAGCUCUGUUCACUGCGCUGUCCGUGGGCUCGCUCAUUAUGUUUAAAAAGGUGCACGCGCUCUAUCGUACCACCGGUGCUAGUUUUGAGAAGGCUCAGCAGGAGUUUGCAACCGGAGUCAUGUCCAACAAGACCGUUCAGACUGCGGCCGCCAACGCUGCAGCUAAUGCUGCGUCCAAUGCUGCUCGUGGGGCCUUCAAAGCUCAUCCAUAAACUGACACACACACACACACACAUGCGUAUGGUACAUGCACACAUGUUCAAA